Messenger RNA from Juglans microcarpa x Juglans regia, 1522 nucleotides. RefSeq lists its product as uncharacterized. The transcript is spliced from 3 exons. Lineage: Eukaryota; Viridiplantae; Streptophyta; Magnoliopsida; Fagales; Juglandaceae. The coding region runs from base 167 to 1411 and encodes 414 amino acids. The record is from RefSeq and is a predicted model, not a curated record.
UAACAGAAAAUCGAAAAAAAAAAAAAAAAAAUCUAAGGAGCUUGAUCAAUACAAGUCCUGCCGCCUCUCAUCCUCUGAUUUCUCUCUCGAAUUCAUCAAACCCCAUCCCUCCCAAUCCACAUGUUCUCUCUCAAGUUUCCAGUUUUACGAUAACGGAGCGAUUGCAAUGUCUUGGCUGUUGAAAUCGUUCCAAUUAGACGGCCCAGACUCAUCCGAUUCCCACCACUCGUCGUCUCCGGACCACAGCCCCUCUACCACUCCACGUGGUGUCAAAGACGACCUUUCCGUUCUCGGCCAAACCCUUGGCAGUCGAUUUCGCGGCGUUGCCGAGUUCCUGGCACCACCACCUUCUCCUCUGACAACUGCCAUUCCUGCCGCUGGUGAUUCUUCCGAUCCUUCGUCGUCAUCGCAGUCGCACGCGCUCAUCGGGAUCCGGAACGAUCUCGUCGAAAUCGGUGGGAGCUUUCGGAGCGGCCUCUCGCUUCUGUCCAGUAACAAAGCGGUGAGUGAGAUCUCGAGGCUCGCUUCGAACUUGUUGCAGCUCGAGGAAAACGAAGUCAAGGAUGAUGAAGCUUCGGAAGAGAACGAAGAAGAUCGUAUUGAUGAUGGUGUACCUGGGGUAACCGAUGAAGUCCUUGAUUUUGUGAGCGAGAUUUCGACGCGCCCCGAGCUAUGGACCGACUUUCCUUUACCACUCGAUAACGAUUUCAACAUGUCUGAUGCUCAGAGAGAACAUGCUUCUACCGUUGAAAGGUUGGCCCAGAAUCUGGCAUCUCUUAGAGCUAAACUUCAGACAUGUAUGACUGAACAACAAUUUUGGAUGGUUUAUUUCAUAUUAUUGCUGCCAAGAUUGAGUGAACAUGAUUUUGAGCUUCUGUCAACAUCUAAGAUUGUAGAGGUGAGAGAUGUACUUUUGCAAAAGCUACAAAAGAAUGCACAGAUGGAGAAUGACAAGACAAAGACUCUUGAUGUGUCUCAAGAUGGCAGCAAGCUGGUCAGUGAGCCACAAGGUGAGAAUAUGCCAUCCGAGGAGAAGGUUUCAACUGAGAUCAUAAGUGCAGUAGUAGAAAUGAAUGCUGAACAGAAUACUGAAAAGUGGUUGGAAGCAGAACAUAUUGAUACAGGCACUUCGGUUUGUGCCCAGAAAAAGCUUGUACAAGAGGAGGACAUUUCAUUCAGUGAUCUAGAGGAUGAUGAUAAUGAUCUCUCUAAUAGACUAUCAGGCCUUAACUCAGCUGAGGAAACCAAGGUUUCUUCACCCGGUGGAUGCAAUGACUGGGUUCAACUGAAGGGAAGUCCCGAGUCUCAGGUUGGUGGUGGCCGGCAAAAGGCAGACAAAUCAAAUUCUCGAGAUAAAGAUUCAGAAGGUGAGGAGUCAAAUGACUGGCUUACUGUCGAUGAUUUCGAUUAGAGAGUUUGUUUUAUUCCUUAUUUAUUGUAAAGUUUAUAAUUUUCUUUUUCUUUGGGGGUCUGUACUUCUGAAUUUCAAUCAAUAUCGUAAAGUUCUUUGUUAAGUUGGUAA